Esox lucius (northern pike) is the source of this 7595-nucleotide messenger RNA. RefSeq names its product zinc finger homeobox 2 (gene zfhx2). The record is from RefSeq and is a predicted model, not a curated record. NCBI's taxonomy places the organism in Eukaryota, Metazoa, Chordata, Actinopteri, Esociformes, Esocidae. Gene Ontology annotation, cellular component: nucleus. The transcript is spliced from 5 exons. Gene Ontology annotation, molecular function: DNA-binding transcription factor activity, RNA polymerase II-specific; RNA polymerase II cis-regulatory region sequence-specific DNA binding; zinc ion binding. Gene Ontology annotation, biological process: regulation of neuron differentiation; brain development; regulation of transcription by RNA polymerase II. The coding region runs from base 113 to 5095 and encodes 1660 amino acids.
UUUAUAUUGACGACAAACGUCUGCAUGCGUCCCUGCAGAAUGUCAGCAAUCAGCCUUGGGGGGAGCUGUCGUGUGUUUACUAGAGGGAAGAGGGGAAAGAGAGAGAGGGCGAAUGCGAUUGAGGGUGGGAGAGAGCAGGCGAGGGAGGGCGAGCAAGAGAAAACUUUUCAGUUUUAAAGAGCGAGAGGAAGCGUGCGCUGGAGUGGCGACCAUGCAGGAGGAGUCUGGAGAGACUGUGUGCAGUGACAGCAACGGGGUGGCAGUGUGGUUGUGUCCUCUGUGUCAACAAAGCCUACCAGAAAGGGGCUCCCUUGCUCUGCACCUGACUGACAGACAUAGUGUGCUUCCCAACUGUGUGGACAAGCUGCUGGACAUUGCUGCUCCCAAACAGAGGGCAAGUGAAGGGGAUGGGGACACGGAUGUUCAGCAUGGCGCAGAUGCCACAUCGUUACAACUGGCGCUUUUAGAAGCCUCCGUCGCCUCCAUCUCACACGAAUGUCAAAAUAAUGAGAACACUCAAGGACCCCAGCAGAAUUCUGACAGUAGCCACAUUCACAUUGGGACUGAAGACCAAGACCGAGAGAUGGAUAAGGAGAUGGAGGGAGUAAGAGACCCUGAGGGAGGUGAAGUUGUGUCGGAGAUGGAUCCGGAGAGAAAUCGGUCCGCGGAGUCCACCGAAAUGCAUGACAACGCGGAAGACUCCACGGAUAAAAACGGUGUAGCGGCUGAAAGCGAUGACAGCCGUCCGUACAAGUGUAAUGCGUGUUUAGAGGGUUUUCCCACCAGAACGGCGCUGUACGUCCACUACAACUCCACAUCCCACGUGCAAAGGAUGAGAACAGGGUCCAUGAAACAGGGCGGUGAACAUGACUCAACCGCGUCCUCAGUCCCCGUUUUGUCUCGGCCAUAUCUGUCAAACAAGCCCUACCAGUGUGCAGUGUGUCGUGUCUCCUACAACCACGCCAUCACCCUGGAGAGCCACUUGAAAUCGGUCUUGCACCAGACCCGCAGCAGAAGUGCCGGAAUCUCUGCGAACAAUGCAGCUGGAAAUUCAGUAAGUAACAGCGUGGCCACAAACUUGGUUGUGACCUCUGGGGGCGGCCCUGCACAGUUGGUUUGUACCACCACCACCACCAGCAGCAGUUGUGUCAACGCAGGAAGCCUGACAGCGGCAGCAUUGACUACCAAAGACGGAGAACCAAUUCAGACCCCGCCGGCUCCCUCGCUGCUCUCUUCCCCGGUGGCCUCUGCUCAGGCAGUCUCUGCCUUUCUCACCCUGCUCACGUCCAGCCCCAGCUCACUCUCGCACUCCCUCCUCCCCUCCCUGUUCGCGGCCAGCGCGUCCCCUGCCACGGCCACUCCUCAGCUCAUGCCCCAGCCUCAGAUGCUCAUGCCCUUUAUUCUGAAUGGGCUCCAGGCACAAAGCCAGAGUGUAAAUCCAGAGCUUCUGACCCAGUGUGUGCCCUUUCUCAAUGCUGCCCAGCAAGCCAUUUUAGCCCAAAGAGCCAAGGGCCUAGCGAACCCGUGGCCAGGGGUCGGCCUCCAAACAACCACACAGACCUGUUUAGACGACCACCAAACAAACGAGAGCAAAGCGAUGGAGGAGACAGACACCACAGCGAUUGAGGAGGUGGGGUCACUUAGGGCAGAGAAGGGGGAACGUUGUCCUGUGGAACGUGACGACGGAGAAGGAGGGAUUUGCGAUGAGGACUGUAAGGAGUAUGCACAAGACCUCCUUGGUGCUGUAGCAAGUAGGAAGAACAGGGUUGAGUCUUGUAAGACUGAUGGAGAGGAUGAAAUAAAAGAUUGCCCGAUGGAUGGAGGGAGCUCUGCAGAUCCCACGGAGGCAGAUGAAAAUGGGGGAGGCAUCGACAAGUGUAGGGACCGCUCGCCGUCUGUUACCAGCAACUCAAGCCUAAGUCCUACUGUUUUAAAUCUCAUGCUUAGCCCUGAUUCAACUCCUCAAAAAUCUCACGUUGGCUCAAGCCCCGGUGCCUCUGUCUGUUUCCCGAAAUUGACCCCCCUCAAACGCGUCCUAAGCUCUCCUGACCAAACACAUCCCCGUGCUCACUCGAGGGCUCGGCACUUUAGCCCUGGCCCGCCGAUACUGUCUGAGUUUCAGAUACAGGUCCUGCGCGCGUUCCUUGAGUCGCGCAGCGAAGCCGACGCGGCCAGUCCCCCUCGUGAGGACUGUGAGUCAUUAGGCAGGGAGGUGGGACUCACGGAGGCGGAGGUGCGCAAGUGGCUGACCGACGCCAGGAGCGCCAAAGAGAGGCAGAAGGCUGGGGUCUUGGGUCACGUGCGCAGUCUUGCCGCUGUGGGGAAAGAUUAUACUGGUCCCCAUGACGAAGAGGGGGAAGGUGUUCUUACAAUCGAUGACGGCGUGGACGACAGCGAGGCGUCCGGGAGUCACGCCAUGGAUCUGUCCAGUAGCGGGGGGAGAAGGAAGGAGAUGGGGAGGGAGAACCAAGGGGACCUGUGUCUGACCUCUGACUCGGACAAUGAAGAAUUCUACACCUCUGUCAUUGUGACUGACGAAGAGAGCCUGAGCGGCUCUGUGAGGGAGGGGCCAGGCAGCCCGGCCAAAGAGGAGGCUCUGGUUGAGCCAGUGGGAGACAAGGGCUCGGGAGGUGGAAAGGUGCUGCGCUCCACCACUGUGUUCCUCUCUGACGCUGAGGAGGACGACGAUGACGAGGAGGCCGUGGCGCAGAGGGCGAAGAGAAAAAAGAGGAAGAAGGAGCUGGAACGGCAGGAGGUGGAGGUCAAGAAGGAGAGACUGGACCCAGAGGUGGAUCUGGAGCUAGAGGCCCAAGCUGAUCCUCCUACCCACCUUCCUAUGGCUAUUGACCAUCGAGGGCUUCCAAGUGGUGUUCUGCACUCCCUGCCCCUUUCUCUGUCCCUGGCUCCGUACUCCAAUCAGUUCCUGAGCCCCUAUGUUCUCUCCCUCCCGCCAUCCGUAGUGGGGCUUGGAGUUGCCGAAGGAGAUGGGGGGAAAGUACCUGCUUUUCCAAACCCCCCGAAGAGCACUCGGUUUUCGGACCCUCUCGUGUCAUCACCCCUGUCCUCCCACACGUCCCAGUACAUGUCUAACGGUGGUGACUGUGAGGCUGCUUUAGAUCUCAGCAUUGGGAAAAGCCACAGUUCGACCUCCGCUUCCUCCACUUCUCUCCUGGUCGACAAGACUUCAGCACAAAAAGGCCGUCUGCUUGACGGACUUGGUUUAAGGCCUACGUCUUUCGGGGUACCUGGGGAAGGGAGGCUCAUCGUGGUCAAGGUUAAGCCUGAACAAGCCACUUCCAACAGCGCUGGCUUUGUCAGCGGCAAUAACAUGGCCAAGGCCAGUACUGUUUACAUGAGGGCAGCAGAGAGGUUGAACACCUCUAUAAUUGAGAGGGAGAGAGAAAAGGAGCGAGAGCGGGAAAGGGAAAAGGAGAAGGAUAGGGACCAGAAAGGCAGACCCAAAGCGCGCCGCUUCAGGGACAUGAGACGAUCCAGGACGAUCAUCCAGGCGGAACAGCUUGAUGUGCUUUACGGCUGCUAUUUCAAAGAUCCCAAUCCAGGAAAACAUGAGUUUGAACAGAUUUCAGAGUGGGUCCAUCUCCCUAAGAAAGUUGUGCAGAUCUGGUUCCAGAACAUGCGGGCCAGGGAGCGCAAGGGGGAGGUCCGAUUCAUCAGCGACGGCACUCUGGCUGCAGUCGGCAAACCACUUAUCAAGUUCACCUGGCCUCUGUCACAACCCAUCUUUUCCAGCUCCCCUAAAUCAACCACCAAUGCCAAUAGUAGUAUCUCGACUGGAACCAAUCCAGUAAGGACCCUCCCAAAGACUGAAGUGAAGAAGGAGGAAAUUGUCAAAAACAAAAAUCAAGUUCCAAACAGGCCCAAGGAGGUGGCCUCCUCCUCCGUGAGCAGCAGUGUGUCCGCGGUGCCAAAGACAAAAUUGGAGACCACAAAUAAUCUCACAAUGGUCAAAAUCGCCCCGAAAAACAUGGCUCCAUCUCUCCCCGCCAUCCCCAAGGAGUCUCGGCCUCCCCCUCAACGCCUCCCUGCCAAACGGACGCCAGAGGAGAACGUCGAGGAAGACGAGAACUCUGACGACAAAGCGGACGACCGUAACCAAGAGAAGCCUCUGUCCGGGCCUGGCUCCACCAACCGCAUGGUACCAAAACUGCCCUCGACGCCAAUAAGCAAGUCCCUCGCCGCAAUGUCUCAGAAGCAAAACGGGCUCAGCUACUGGUCGUCCAAGAGCCCCUUCAAGAUCAACACUCUGUCUAGGGAACAGUUAGGCCUGUCAACCCCCAGCACCCCCACGGCGGUCAGCGCUGCCGGCACUGCUCAAACCAUAUCUGCCGCGGCCUCUGCCGCCGCCUCAGCCGUGGCCUCCGCAGUCGCGGCCGCUGCCACCACCAACACGGCGAGCGUCGGCCCUCAGACCGCCAGCGCUGUCACGGUCACCAAGGCGGCCCCGUCGGAGGGGAGCUUCCUGCACCACUCGACCACCCGCAGGCCACGCACCCACCUGUCCUGCCUGCAGCUGUCCAUCCUGCAGUCCUGCUAUGAGACGUGUGCCCACCCUAAUGCGCUGGAGUGUGAGGCAAUAGGGACGGAGCUGGGCCUGCCUCUCAAGGUGGUGCAGAUCUGGUUCCAGAAUACCCGUGCCAAGGAGAAACGCUGGAGGCUACAGCAGGAGAAACUGUCUCCCGUGUCAUCAGAUCCCUCCAUGAAGGUGGACAUGAGCUCCGGGGGUUACCUACAGUACAACGCUCUGCGAGCCCACCGUCCCAUCCUUCCCAAACCGGUUCAGCUGACAGUCCUGGAGCCCUCCUCGCCCCCCGCCGUGGGCCAGCCUGCUGGCAGAGAGACGUUGAGAGGCCGGUGUGAGGCCUGCAACACUAGCUUUGAGUCCAGAGCAGCCGCAAGAUCCCAUGUCUUCUCCCCUCGGCAUCUAGCCACUCUGAGAACCACUAACUUUGGCCAGCCAGCGACCAUUGUCAACAACGGAUCUGAUACCGGGUCCAGUUCUGUGUCAGCCUCCGGGUCUUGUGUGGAAGAACCUACAGCUUCCCCAACCACACCCCCAGCCAGCAGCACCAGCUAAAGCACCGGUCCGUGCUGGUGAAGAGACUGGAACCAUUGGGCUCCUUACAUUUUAAUAAACACAUUGGGCACUGGUCCUUCAAGCUAAUAUUCUUUUACUUUCUGAUGUUUGGAAAGGCCCAAUGAAUUGCUACCCAUGCUCUCUCCGACUGGACAUCUUUCUACCGAGUUCUUGUUUCCAAACUGGACUCAUUUGGAUACAGACUUUGUCCUAGUGCUUCAUCAAGUUAUCAAAUGAGUGAUGAACAUUUACCAGUCCACUUUUAAUAUUAUCCUGGCCUUCAGUUCUAUUCCCCUUCGCCUCAUCACUUAAACCAUCCUGGUCCAGUCCAAUCACUCUUGCAAUACUCGUGUUCUCCCCUUAAGACUGUGCUAAUACAGAACAAUUAGGCCCUUAACUGACUGACCGCUAGAUUCUUAUCCUUGUAAUCGCUCCUAAAAAUGUUUUUAAACAGAGGACCAGGCACUUGUAUUUAAGACCAGAUCCGAUAUUACAUUUCCCACAGUUUACUCACUUCAAAGUCCUUUUAUUUGUCCAACUGCAUUCUUUAAGGCCACAGCUAAUGGGAGUCACUGUGACUGGGAAGAUUUCUCCAGAAGAAAUGAGAAGUGGCUCCGUUUUAGUGGCUUUGAACUUGCCGCCUUGAUUGGGUUUGUAUGACUUUUUUUUUUUUUUUGGGGGGGGGGGUUGACACAAUUGGAGUGUGUUCAGCUGAGGAUAUGUCAAUUCACUUGUAUUUAAAAGGUACUUUUUAAUUGAUUGUGAUUUAGAAUUGGCCUGCUAAACUGAACAGAUUAUCCCCUUCUGUAAACACAGGCUGUUGCUGAAAUUACAUCUUCUUGCCUAUUGAGUGCACCACUUUUGACCAGAGCACUAUUGCAAUUGUCCAAAGUAGUGUGCCAUAUAGGGAAUAGGGUGCCAUUCUGGGUAGACACACUCACUCUGUUCUCAUGACAAUCCUCUAUAGACAGGGAUAAGAGAGGCUGAAAAGGGCAGACUCUCAUUAUACAGCACUUUGAUGCGUUUUUACAUUGUAUGAAACGUUUUAUUCUUAAGCAUUAUUAUGCGGAGAGACUUUAUACCUAAUGAAAGAUAAGUGUGUUGGAUCUCGUAUUGCAGGUCACAUUAAUUAAAUUGAAGCAUUGUUUUUUGGUACUUGCAGUCUGUCAAAAAAAAAAAUCUGUUUGCUCAUUAAACACCAAACAAAAGACGGAUCAGACUUUACUUCUGUGCAAGUAAAAUAUUUGUCUUGACACUUCAGUUAUUUCCCAAUUAAUGAAUUCACUACUGGUGUGCAUAUUUCCUCCCUCUUGCUUAUUUGACCAGUUAUUCACAAUGGAUCACUGCAAGGAUAAGAUUACAAAAAAGUGCUAUUCUUUUUAACAUCAACUUCCUUCCUUUGGAGGUCAAAUUAAACCAACUUGACAAAAAAAAAACAGGGUUAACAUUUUAGGGGUUUCAUUUUUGUUUGUCUUGAAAAAGAUGUGUGGUUGCAAGCUAAUACACAUUUACAUACUGGGUAGACAUUCUGCAACAAGUCCAAAGUCACCAGUUGGGUACUCCAGUCACUGUUACUGAGGAAACUUUUGUAAGCAAUUGGGACAUGCAAAAUGUAAAGACUGCAAACAAAGGAGGUGCUGUUUUGAAGGACACAUUAAAUACUAAAUAUGUUUUCCUUUGGUUUAAAAAAAAGUAUAUUGUUAUUAAUAAUGUUACUAUUAAUAGUUUUAACAAAAUGCAAAACUAAAAAAAUGAACUUUUUUAAAGAAAUAUAUUAAGAAAAACUGAUAUUCCAAAGUUAUCCUUCCUUUGCUUUCUGUCAUUGAAAAAAAACCAAAAAGCAAUCUUGAGGUUGACAGAGAGCAGGAGAGAUGUUCUUCAUGCAAACUGUAAAGAAACUCCCAUGGCUUGACACUUAAGCCCGUCCAAGAUUUUUUACCAUGAGCUACAGAUUAAUACAUUUCAGCCUUCACAACAUGGGGCACUUUGAUUGGGAUUAAAGACUUACGGUUUAAAAUGUCCUUCAUAAUUACUAAUCUUUUUGUGAUAUUGUCAAGCUGUAGCUUGUGUCUAAAACGAGGACUGGGUUGCAGUGCAGUGCUUCAAAUCUGGGAUCACAUGGUGUUGCACUGUCCAAGGUAGAUAGUUUAUAUGGAGAUCUGCUUUUUAUUCUAAUCAUUUUUCAUUGUCACUUGAUUAUCACUUGUUAUAACUGUACUACUUCUACUAUUAUCAUUACUCUCAUCACUGUUUUGAUUAUUAUUCACCCAUAACGGUUGUAAUGACGUCUCUGCUCAAGAAAGAGAUGGUAUUGGUAUGAAUAUUGAACAAUAAUGGUGGCAGUGUGUUGUUAUAAGAUGUUAGAAUAUUGAUUAAGGUUUUUUUUUUUUUCUCCCUUGUACUUUCAUUUUGUGUUGGAUCUCCAUUCUGUUUUCUUUGGUAUACAGAAAAUAAAUAAAAUCAAUUGAACGACAAAACCGGUCGAAUUACCGUGUUAUAA